AUGGACAACGACUCCAAAGCAAUUUUGAAUGGAAUUAAUUUGCGAUUGAAUGACAUUGACUUGAAACUAUCGUUUGUUCUGGAACUGCUUACAAAUCGUCCACCCGAGAAAUCAUCAAAAGAGAAGUUGACAACACUACAGUUUUUGCAUCCUCAGUCAUGUGAAACGACGAGCGAUCGCAGAAGUGGUGGCUUCAUGGGAUCAAAAGAACAGGGACAACCAAUAGAACGGAUACCGGCAUUCCCAGUUGAAGAUGAAGUUGGUGAAAUAGUCUUAGGCAAUACAGUUCCUUUUUUGCAACUGGACAGCAACAAAAAUUCUGUCCAACAGCAGCAAGAUGACAUAUUACCCGAGUCGUCGUCUCUUUCUGCCAAAGAGCGAUCAACCACAAUAUCAACUGGUAUUAUAACAACUAACGACAGUGAAGGUGACGAAGAAGAAGUUGAUGAUUACGAUGAUGAACUGGAUGAGGAUGUUUCAACAGCAAACCAAAAUCGUGAGGUAAAAAUAAUUCAUGCAGAAAGUAAUUUUCCUGAAGGAGCUGUACGGCGAGCUGCUGAAAAGGCGGCACGAAGUUUUCAAAGCACUCAACCAAAGGUUUUUGCAUGGCAAAUAUUACGUGAAUCAGUUACCGACCAGGAACUUCGAAAUGUGCAUAUCUCCUUAAGAACAUUUCAUGGUGAAACUGCAGAUCAUCUCUUAUCUCGGCAAUUACCAAAGAUACGCCUGGUAGUAGAAGCAACAAUGUCCUAUUUCAAGUGGGAUCAAUUAAGUGAUGAAAAUCAGUUAACUAAAGCUAAGCUGUUACUGAGUCAUCUAAAAAAUAACGCCAAAGUGCGAAAUUGGACUCUUAGAGAAGGACGUCCAAAUCGGAUAUCGAAUACGAUGGAUGCAGUAUGGAAACGUUACGCAGCUUUCCUCGGACAAACCAGUCUUGCUACGGUGGGUUUAUUACCAAGUCAUAUAAGUCAGCUCAAUCGAUAA
This is a messenger RNA of Brugia malayi, 984 nucleotides long. RefSeq lists its product as uncharacterized. NCBI's taxonomy places the organism in Eukaryota, Metazoa, Nematoda, Chromadorea, Rhabditida, Onchocercidae. The transcript is spliced from 5 exons. The coding region runs from base 1 to 984 and encodes 327 amino acids. The record is from RefSeq and is a predicted model, not a curated record.